Molecule: messenger RNA, 507 nt
Organism: Penicilliopsis zonata CBS 506.65
Lineage: Eukaryota; Fungi; Ascomycota; Eurotiomycetes; Eurotiales; Aspergillaceae
Exons: 3
Coding region: 1-507 (168 amino acids)
Cellular component (GO): endoplasmic reticulum; cytosol
Source: RefSeq, a predicted model, not a curated record
AUGGCUACCACAGCCGCUGGCCGCAUGUUGGCCCGCCAGCUCCAGCAUAUGCAGUCCGACAAGGACAUCCCCGGGAUUAGCUGCGGUCUGGUCGACAACAACGUGUUCGAGUGGGAGGUCAUGCUGAUGAUCUCGGACGACGUGAAGUUGUACGGAGGAGGCUUCUUUCGUGCGCAUCUCUCAUUCCCAUCAGAAUACCCCCAUCGACCUCCCAAGAUGAAGUUUGAAACACCCAUUUUCCACCCGAACAUCUACGAUAACGGCGAAGUGUGCAUUUCAAUCCUUCAUCCUCCCGAGGAAGAUAAGUACGGGUACGAGUCUGCGGCCGAACGCUGGUCACCCGUGCAAACGCCCGAGACGAUCCUGCUAUCUGUGAUAUCGAUGCUGUCCAGCCCCAACGAUGAGAGCCCGGCCAACGUCGAGGCCGCCCGUCUGUGGCGAGAGGACCCCGCUGAGUUCAAGAAGAGAGUGCGGAAAUGUGUGCGCGACAGCCAGGGGGAUUUCUAA